UUUUAAGGGCGGAAAGGCUCCAACCCAAGGAUAAUAGCUUCAGCGCCUGUUGCGAUUCAGUCACUUCCGGGGCGGAUCGGAAGUUGCUUUGUUUUGCUUCAAGAUGGCUGCGGGGAUGUAUUUGGAACAUUAUCUGGACAGUAUCGAAAACCUCCCAUUUGAACUGCAGAGAAACUUUCAGCUCAUGAGGGACCUGGACCAAAGAACAGAGGACCUGAAGGCUGAAAUUGACAAGUUGGCCACUGAGUAUAUGAGUAGCGCCCGCAGCCUGAGCUCCGAGGAAAAAUUGGCCCUUCUCAAACAGAUCCAGGAAGCCUAUGGCAAGUGCAAGGAAUUUGGUGACGACAAGGUGCAGCUUGCCAUGCAGACCUAUGAGAUGGUGGACAAACACAUUCGGCGACUGGACACAGACCUGGCCCGUUUUGAGGCUGAUUUGAAGGAGAAGCAGAUUGAGUCAAGUGACUAUGACAGCUCUUCUAGCAAAGGCAAAAAGAAAGGCCGGACUCAAAAGGAGAAGAAAGCUGCCCGUGCUCGUUCCAAAGGGAAAAACUCAGAUGAGGAGGCUCCCAAGGCUGCCCAAAAGAAGUUAAAACUUGUGCGCACAAGUCCUGAGUAUGGGAUGCCCUCAGUGACCUUUGGCAGUGUCCACCCCUCUGAUGUGUUGGAUAUGCCUGUGGAUCCCAACGAACCCACCUAUUGCCUUUGUCACCAGGUCUCCUAUGGAGAGAUGAUUGGCUGUGACAACCCUGAUUGUUCCAUCGAGUGGUUCCACUUUGCCUGUGUGGGGCUGACGACCAAGCCUCGGGGGAAAUGGUUCUGCCCACGCUGCUCCCAGGAACGGAAGAAGAAAUAGAUAAGGGCCUUGGAUUCCCACACAGUUUCUUCCACGUCCCCGGCCCCGGGCUAGUGGGGAGAGGAAAGCCUGUGUUGGGGCCCGGGGGCUCAGGGAGAGCGGAUGGCGCAGUGUUGUCACCCCUUCUCCUUCCCUCUCCCCACUCCUGGUGCUGAGGCUGCAUCCAAACCCUGGUAGGGAGGGGUGCUGCAGCCGCUAACUGUUUGUGCUCUCAUUCAGCCUGCCCCCCUCAUAGGGAAGUGGUUAUGCCCACUGCCCUUUCGCCUCCAUGCCGAGGUUGGUGCUGUAUUUCCGAGGGAUGGUCCUCUUUACUCCCCUUGCUUUGUAUUUAAGGACUUGGGGCAGUAGCAUGGGGGUACUCCCCAGCCCUCCUAAUUCCCUCCCCCUGUGGGGGGCUGUGGUGUGAUAAGCUUUCUUCGUUCUCCUCCUGCUUUUUCCAUGGUAGGGGCGCCCCCAGAGCAUCUGGGCAGUGGCCUUAGUUGAAGGGGCACCCCUUCCUCUGUGCCAACAGGAUUCAUCCUGGCCUUGUGAAUGGGAGAGGGGGCAAGGUGGAAUGCAGAUCGCUCACAUGUAAAGGAAUUUGAGUAGGUGAAUAAAAGCUCUGCGUGUUGGUCUGCUGUGUUUACUGUAGACACUUUUAGUACAUGUGCUAAUUAAACUUUUUUUUGCAUCCUCCGGGUUGGACUAGAGGGGGGAGGAUGACAAUGCCAGAAGUAGAACGAGACAUAGAACCAGAAGUGGUACCCCUGCUCCAGAGUCCACAACUUCUCACCUUGGGGAGGACAAAGCUGGCUGGGGGGGUGUGCCUCCAGGGCUUUCCAAAACUUUUUACAAUUAUGCAUCUUUUCUCCGUAAACCAUCUUUCACUUGAUUUCCAAUAAACGUGUAUUUGUGUUUUGUGCAUGUACUAUUA
Molecule: messenger RNA, 1766 nt
Organism: Felis catus (domestic cat)
Lineage: Eukaryota; Metazoa; Chordata; Mammalia; Carnivora; Felidae
Gene: ING4
Product: inhibitor of growth family member 4
Exons: 8
Coding region: 104-853 (249 amino acids)
Biological process (GO): positive regulation of apoptotic process; regulation of DNA-templated transcription
Cellular component (GO): nucleus
Source: RefSeq, a predicted model, not a curated record